Verticillium alfalfae VaMs.102 is the source of this 1806-nucleotide messenger RNA. Its product is annotated as ATP NAD kinase. The coding region runs from base 1 to 1806 and encodes 601 amino acids. Gene Ontology annotation, biological process: NAD+ metabolic process; NADP+ biosynthetic process. The record is from RefSeq and is a predicted model, not a curated record. The transcript has 4 exons. NCBI's taxonomy places the organism in Eukaryota, Fungi, Ascomycota, Sordariomycetes, Glomerellales, Plectosphaerellaceae. Gene Ontology annotation, molecular function: NAD+ kinase activity.
AUGGGCAGUAAGGGGCAGGAGGACGAGAGGCGCGGCUCGUAUGCUCCCGAUGAUGAUGGGCACACCAGUGGCAGCGAUGGCGAGUACCAAAAGCCCGUCGAGGUUUGCCCUCCCUUGUCUUCUUCUCAUCUCCCGUGGGCCGUGACGCCCACCUUCAUCCAUGAAGUCACCUUCGACCCCAGCAGCCCGUACCGCCGCAAAAGCUCGCUCGUGUCUGCUGAGGCGCCAUUGAUGAUCCCGGCGAGGCAUGUCAGGCGGAACACCGAUUGCAUGGUUCAUCAGUUCCUUCAGGCGCAGAAAGCCCACCACGACCCUCGAGGCCAGCAGGCCGGCCCGGAUCACUACCAGGCGCAUGGUGCAUACGACCGCCCGGGCCAGCAGCCAUCCAAAGACCUGUCGGCGAGGCGGAUCACAAGAGUCGCGCCCAUAUCCUGGGGCCCGGCGUUUCGGGCGAGGAUGUGGACGGCCAGGCUGACGAGCAGGCGUGGCGCAACGAGAUUAUCAAGUCCGAGUCCCAAGUCAACAUGGCGGGCGCGCAGAAAACACGCGGUCGACGAAUCGGUCCACUCCAAGGACGAGCUGCAUAGCCGCCUCCUCACGAAGAAGCAGCUGAGCGACAUGGCCUGGGGCGUGCGUGAGCUCAGCAGACGACUCAGCAGCAUGCGCAUCCGGUUCCGCGUCAAGACCAUCUUUCUCCUGACCAAGAUUCAUGAUGCAGAUCUCAUCCCUCGGACUAGGGAGCUGGUCAAGUGGCUUCUGGGUCGUGACCACGAGGUCCGGUACACCGUCUAUGUCGAGAACAAGUUCCGAGACAGCAAGAAGUUCAAUGCCUCUGGUCUCCUGGACGAGCUGCGGUCGGAAUACGUCGAGGCGGGCGAGCUCCGGGUGGAUGACAGCGGCGAGUCCAUCUCCAAGCGGCUGCGAUACUGGGACGACGAAAUGUGCCGCACGCGACCGCACACGUUUGACUUCAUCAUCACCCUCGGCGGUGACGGCACAGUCCUCUAUGCGAGCUGGUUGUUCCAGCGUAUCGUGCCUCCCAUCCUCAGCUUCGCGCUCGGCAGUCUCGGAUUCCUCACAAAGUUUGACUUUGAGGACCAUCGAUCCAUCUUAACAAACGCAUUCAACAAGGGCGUCACCGUGAGCCUGCGGCUGCGGUUCGAGGGCACCAUCAUGAGGAGUCAGAAGCGUAUCAGCACAAACGACGCGGCCAGCAGCACGAGCUCGCUGGACGACGAGAAUGCAGGCAGGGAUCUCGUCGAGGAGCUCAUCGGCGAGGAGAAGGACAAUGAGCACACGCACAAGCCCGACGGCACCUAUGAGAUUCUGAAUGAGAUUGUCGUGGACCGCGGCCCCAAUCCAACCAUGUCGUACACUGAGAUCUUUGGCGACGACGAACACUUCACAUCAGUGCAAGCCGACGGCAUCUGCGUCUCGACGCCCACCGGCUCGACCGCGUACAACCUGGCGGCCGGCGGCUCUCUCUGCCACCCGGAGAACCCCGUCAUGCUCGUGACGUCCAUCUGCGCCCACACGCUCUCGUUCCGCCCCAUCAUCCUGCCCGACACGAUCGUGCUGCGCGUCGGCGUGCCCUACACGGUGCGCACCAACUCGUGGGCGAGCUUCGACGGCCGCGAGCGCGUCGAGCUGCACCCGGGCGACUACGUCACCAUCAGCGCGAGCCGCUACCCCUUUGCCUCGGUGCAGGCGCACGGCCGGCGGAGCGAGGACUGGGUCAACAGCAUCAGCGGCAAGCUUGGGUGGAACACGAGGCAGAAGCAAAAGGCGUACAAGCAGUGGAACUAA